GUGGAUGUCCUCUGGAAAUGAUGACAAUUCAAAACGAUUGCUUAUGGAAUUACUGCAUCAGAAAUCUGGGCACCCGUCAAGUGAACAGUUUGAUUUGGUUAAUGGAAUACCACAUGACAGAAGGCCCCCUUCGGAUCACCGUUCUGGCACAAGCAUGGCAAACCAGUCAUUUAGUGUUGUUGCAGAUCAAGAAUCAGGUUUCAGCAAUUCCUUCACUGUUGGGUCUUUUGGUUCUGAUUCUGGUGUACAGCCUCAGAGUCGACUGUCUGAGGGGAUAACAAAUGUUCUCGAAAUCGGUGGAUUGCCUUAUAGAUCUAAAGAUGUAGCAGAAGUUGCAGGAGAACCAUUUGUUUCCCGAACUGGUGAAACCGCUCAGGUAAGCAAUGACAAUUUUACCAUGAAAAACAAGGCAGCCAAAAGACUGACUUCCUCUAAUGGGGAAGAACAAAGAGUCCUCAUCAAUGAAUGUAACAUUCAGGGAAUGACUUCAGAGCCUCAAGAAGGAUUAGUGGAGCGGGCUGCCUUGCCUUCUGUGGAUAGAGUCGAGAUGCCGGUGAAUGUCCUCAGCAAGCAUAAUUCACUUGAUUCUGCUGGUUUUCAAAAUGAAAAGGCUGGAUCAGGUGAUUCUUUUCCGGAGGAUGCUGCUAAGGAAAAGUUGCGAUCGUCCAGUUCAAAAGCACCAGACAAUGUAUUGCUGCGGCGUCCACCUGUCUCACGAGCUGCAUCUUCUCACGAAGGGUUGUCGGAGGUGACUGCUGAUCGUGUCGCCAGAGGGAAAAGCCUUUCAAAUACUGUACCUCCUGAUGGAGUGAGACGAGAACCAGGAGUUAAUGUAGGGAACACGGAUGCAUCUGGGAGAAGAGAUGCACAAUUUCGACGAACAUCCUCCUGCAACGAUGCCGAUGUACUGGAGACAUCAUUCAGCGACAUGCUGAAAAGCAGUGCUAAGAAGGCAGCACCUCAAGAAACCCAUGCUUCGGCAGGGGCAGCAGAGUCGUCGGACGGGAUGCCUGGCGGUCGAAACAACAAAAAGAAGGGGAAGAAAGGUAGACAGAUAGACCCUGCUCUUCUUGGGUUCAAGGUGACUAGCAACCGUAUUAUGAUGGGCGAAAUACAGCGGAUAGACGACUAAUGGUGAAGGUAAAUAUAUUGUACUGAUCAUGUUCACAAUCACUGUACAGGGUUCAGUUUUGUAGGUUAAUAGGAAUAGAACAUUACAAAUACCUCAUCCUCUGAGGGUUGGUGUAAAUACAAGUGCACUCACUAUCGAUAACGGUGCACCUCCUCAGGUUUGAAUAAUUGCAUUCAUUACGUUUUAUUUGUGGUGUUGUGUAAGGGAUUAGGGAUAGAUGUCUGAUAGAAAAUGAUGCCUCUGCUAUUUACAAAAUAGACAAAGAAAGAUCAAUGGAAUUUCAAUUAUAAAUUUUUUUUGUA
This is a messenger RNA of Sesamum indicum (sesame), 1434 nucleotides long. The record is from RefSeq and is a predicted model, not a curated record. NCBI's taxonomy places the organism in Eukaryota, Viridiplantae, Streptophyta, Magnoliopsida, Lamiales, Pedaliaceae.